Molecule: messenger RNA, 3210 nt
Organism: Kogia breviceps (pygmy sperm whale)
Lineage: Eukaryota; Metazoa; Chordata; Mammalia; Artiodactyla; Physeteridae
Gene: RUNDC3B
Product: RUN domain containing 3B
Source: RefSeq, a predicted model, not a curated record
CCUCCCGGCGGCUGGCGGCGCGCGCAAGGGCGGGGGUGGUGCGUGCGUGUGUGGUGUGUGUGUGUGUAGCUCUGGUGCGGAGCGCCAGACGCCAGUCCCCGGGUGCGAAUCCCCCACCGUCCUCCACCCUCCCUCCGUCCCCCCCCUCCUUCCCUUCCACCCUCCCGCGGCCCUACGGCCGCACACCGAACGACAGCCCUGGGAAGCAGGUGUGGGCAGCGGGCGGGGUCGCACGAGACAAAAGGGGCGCGGGGGUCGGCCCGCCAUGGCCUCCCGGAGCCUGGGGGGCCUGGGCGGGAACCGCGGCGGGGGCGGCGGCGGAGGCAGGAAGAGCCUGAGCGCCCGCAACGCCGCGGUGGAGAGGAGGAACCUGAUCACGGUGUGCAGGUUUUCUGUGAAGACCCUGAUUGACCGGUCCUGCUUUGAGACAAUUGAUGAUUCCUCUCCUGAAUUUAACAAUUUUGCUGCUAUUUUGGAACAGAUUCUAAGUCACCGGCUGAAAGAGAUUUCCCAAAGUUGCCGAUGGCUGGCUCAUCUCCAAAUACCUCUUCAAGGUCAAGUAACCUGGUUUGGUUAUGAAAGUCCUCGUAGCUUCUGGGACUAUAUCAGAGUGGCUUGCCGGAAAGUUUCACAGAACUGUAUCUGCAGCAUUGAAAAUAUGGAAAAUGUCAGUUCCUCUAGAGCUAAGGGUAGAGCCUGGAUCAGAGUAGCACUCAUGGAAAAACAUUUAUCUGAAUACAUCUCUACAGCUCUGAGAGACUUCAAAACAACCAGGAGAUUUUAUGAAGAUGGAGCAAUUGUCUUGGGUGAGGAAGCAAAUAUGCUUGCUGGCAUGCUGCUUGGACUCAAUGCUAUUGACUUCAGUUUCUGCCUGAAGGGAGAAGGAUUAGAUGGCAACUUUCCUGCUGUAAUAGACUAUACACCAUAUUUGAAGUUUACCCAAAGUUCUGACAGUAUCAGCAGUGAUGAGGAAGAGCUGAGGACUUUGGGAAGCAGUGGUAGUGAAAGCAGCACUCCAGAGACUGUCGGGCCUCCUUUCAUCAUGGAUGAGAAUAGUUGGUUCAACAAGUGUAAGAGAGUUAAACAAAAGUAUCAACUAACGCUGGAACAGAAGGGUUAUCUUGAAGAACUCUUACGACUUCGAGAGAACCAGCUGUCUGAAUCUGUCGCUCAGAAUAAAAUACUACUGCAAAGGAUUGAAGAUUCUGAUCUGGCUCAUAAAUUGGAGAAGGAACAAUUAGAAUAUAUAAUUGUGGAGCUUCAAGAUCAGCUGACUGUGCUAAAGAAUAAUGAUUUAAGAUCAAGACAAGAGUUAACUGCCCACCUCACCAACCAGUGGCCUUCCCCAGGAGCUCUGGAUGUCAAUGCUGUUGCCUUGGAUACGUUGCUUUACCGAAAACACAAUAAACAGUGGUAUGAAAAAAGUUGUCAAAGUCUUGACCAGUUAUCAGCUGAAGUUAGCCUUUCUCAGACUUCACUGGAUCCAGGUCAGUCACAAGGAGAUGGAAAACAAGACACAUUAAAUUUAAUCAGUGAAGGUAAAGAAGAUACUCCCUCAUUACUUGGUCUCUGUGGGUCUCUAACAUCAGUGGCAAGUUACAAAUCUCUAACAAGCCUAAAAUCUAAUGACUACCUUGCAAGUCCUACAACAGAGAUGACAAGUCCAGGUCUAACUCCAUCAUGAAAAAUUUUAUGUAAAAGUCAAAAGUUAUUAUGUUGCAAAUGUUCUAUUUAUGUAAGUUUGACUGCUGGGAAAACAUCUGGAAUUUUAUAUUGUUCUGGCACAUAUCUGGAAUUCUGUCGCUUAUAUUAGAGAAUUCAGUCCACUCCGUGUAAACUUCUGAGUGAAAAAAAAAAUGACGCUGCCACUUUUCAUUUUGAAAUUCCUAUAUUUGUCACUGAGGAAGGUUUAAAAAUGAAUAGGCUUUAAAAAAAACUUUCAGAGAACUUCUAAGUUAGUAAUCCAUGGCAAAUUGUACAUCUUUAUUAUUCAGCUGAUUUGCAUAUAUUUAAAUGUGUCAUAAUUGCCAGAGACCGAGUUCAAGGUUUUAUUCUAGAGACUUAAGCUAAGUAUUUUCUUUUGCUUUUAUUCAGUGAUUAAAUUUUCUAAGAAUGAGUUACUUCAUUUUUCAUGAAUUUCUUCCCAGGUUCUGCUAUUUAAAUGCCUUGUCUUUAAAGUGAAGAUAAAGGUUCUUAGCUGCAGUUUCACAGUGGCUUAUUCAGUUUUUCUUUAUCAUUUGGCAUCAACCUAACAUUCCACUUUAUAUAAAUUUUGUAGGAUGUAUCGUUAGGCAGUUACUAAAUUUGUUAGGGUCACAGGGAAAGUAUUUUACAGUAUUUUAGACCAUUGAGGUAAAGUGAAUACAUUUCUUGUUUUUGUUUUUCCAAGAUUUUCUUAAAAGUUUAUCAGUUUCAAAAUUGAUCAAAUUUGUCUCAUAAACUGGAAACAUUUAAAAAUGUAGAACAGAUGUUGAAAAAGUAUUUUAUCAGGAAAGAGUUCAAGUUCAUUUAAGGAUCUGAGAAGCUUUUAAAGUAAGGCUCAGUAGGCUAAUCACCAUACUUAACAAUAUGUGUGACAUCCAGUGUUUUCCUGCCUUGUAUGCAAGAAUGAAUUGUCAUACAUGCUUUACAGCUUGUCAUUAAUCAUAACAUAAUCAUUUAAAAAUUGAUGUUAAUGUUAAAAAUUACUCCACUUCUACAAGUAAAAAAUUAGUUUUUUUUUUUAAAGCCGUGAGCCGUCUUUUAAAUUUUUGCAAAUUUUGGAACUGUACAUUUGUCCCUAAAAAUUCCACCAUAUUGAAAGAGAAAAUGUAUGAAGUGUAUUUUCUACAGUAAGUAAUAUGAGGAAAACAUGAUCAGCUGUGCCAAAGAAGUUUUAUACAUUGUUUACAUGAGGCUAGUAUAGUACUUACUGGGGACUUCAUAUGCUAUUUUUAUUUGUUAACAUUACAUUCAAACUUAGUAACUUUGACAUAUAGAAUGAAUGUUCCUCCUAAAAUUUUUUAUUGAGAGGAGACAAGAAGCACUUGUUAGUCAUUCUUUGUAUUAGAAACGUGGGGGGCUUCCCUGGUGGCACAGUGGUUGCGAGUCCGCCUGCCGAUGCAGGGGACGUGGGUUCGUGCCCCAGUCCGGGAAGAUCCCACAUGCCGCAGAGCAGCUGGGCCCAUGAGCCAUGGCCGCUGAGCCUGCGCGUCCGGAGCCUGCGCUCCG